Molecule: messenger RNA, 881 nt
Organism: Phyllostomus hastatus (greater spear-nosed bat)
Lineage: Eukaryota; Metazoa; Chordata; Mammalia; Chiroptera; Phyllostomidae
Exons: 3
Coding region: 1-711 (236 amino acids)
Source: RefSeq, a predicted model, not a curated record
AUGCCCCGGGCGGCGCGGGGGCGGGGAGGGGACCUGACUGGAGCUGCGGGAGCCGGGAAGCCGGCCGAGGCGCCCCCUACACAGGCCCGGGGGCAGGGCAGGGAGGAUCCCAAUCCGCGUUCGGUUAAAGCCUUUCAGGCGCUGGUGGGCGUCGUCGGGGAGCGGGAGCCGGGCGUGGGCCCGCGGGAGGCCACACCUGGGGCAGGUCAGAAGACGUCAGAGCCAGACUCCAGGUUACAGCGACGCCUCUGGCUUCCCCUGCCGCCUCCUCCUCGCCCCCCUCGCCUCGAGGAACGGCGCCUGCCUGCCCGCCCUCGGCGCGGUGAUGUCUGGAGCCCGUGGGCACAUCAGCUGGCUUCUGCAGCUGAGGGAGAGAAGCCGGUCUCCCUUGCGGUGGCUGAAGCCUGCACAUCCCUGACGGCCCACCGGGCGAAGCAAGGCACGCGGUGCUGUGUUCCGGACGGUUCCGCGUGUGGAAACCCUCAAGGACCACCGUGUGAGGAGGCGGAGCCUUCGGGAGCUGAGCAGGUCACAGGGGCUCCACCCUCGGCGAUGGGACUAGUGCUCUCAGGGAAGACCCCACAGAGCUCCCGGCCCUACCCCCUCCUGGGAGCCCACGGGGAGAGGCCCACCCACCUGGAGCCAGGGAGGAGGUCCCUCCCAGUACCUGGUACCCAUGUGAUCUCGGACUUUCCGCCUGUAAAACUGUGAGAAAUCAACUUCUGUUGUCGACCCAUCACCCCGUCCGCGGCCCGAACAGACCAGCACGGGCGACGAAUGUGGUCCGGGGCACGGACGUAUCACUGCAGUAGAAGCGCAUGAAGAAGCAGGAUGGAUAGCUCAGUUUCCACCUUCUCAUUUUUUUUUUUCAAACAUGUCUG